GCACCGCAAACAAAUUACAAGGAAGAUCCAUUGUGCGUCUGACGCAAUUCAAAUCGGAUCUUGCAUUUAUUCGAAAUAACUUCUUAGAUUCCGACAAAAACGGGAAAGUACGGCUUUAUAUAAAGUUUCAGAGUAUAUAAGCAGAAUUGACGCUAAGGACGUGGACAGUGACCGCGAACAUGGGACGCGAAAUACCCGACCCUAAACUGAUGCCUGGCGGUAACUACAUCAAAAUAGGCAGGGAUUCGGCUAAGAGCACGUACCUGUUGUUCGCGCCUUCCGCCGAAGAGGUCGGCGUCCUCGCAAAAUACCUCAGCAUCUUCCAGAACCACGGCGUCAACCUGCUCCACAUAGAGUCCCGGCCGUCGACAAAAAUGCCCGACCUUUACGAGUUUAUGGUCGAAUGCGCACCUACCGGCAACAUCGGAGACGCCAUACAGGAUAUAAAAAACUCUAGCCAGUAUCUGCAGAUUAUUUCCAGAGACUACAAAGACAACGAAGAUACGGUGCCGUGGUUCCCCAGGCGUAUAAGGGACCUGGAUCGAUUCGCCAACCAAAUCCUGUCGUACGGAGCGGAAUUGGACGCUGACCAUCCGGGAUUCACGGAUCCAGUGUACAGAGAGAGGCGAAAAUACUUCGCCGACAUAGCGUAUCACUAUAAGCACGGUCAAAAACUCCCGCACGUGGACUACACUCAGGAAGAAAUCGACACGUGGGGCAAGGUUUAUCGGCAACUUAUUGCGCUGUACCCCAAGUAUGCGUGCAAAGAGCACAACCACGUGUUUCCGCUGCUUCAGGAGAACUGCGGGUACCGCGAGGACAACAUACCGCAGCUGGAGGACGUGUCGAACUUUUUAAAGGAUUGCACGGGAUUCACGCUGCGUCCGGUCGCCGGGUUGCUUUCCUCCAGAGAUUUCCUCGCCGGCCUCGCCUUCAGGGUGUUCCAUUCCACGCAAUACAUCCGGCACCCGAGCAAGCCGUAUUACACUCCCGAACCCGAUGUUUGUCACGAAUUGUUGGGCCACGCCCCCCUUUUCGCGGAUCCCGCGUUCGCUCAAUUCUCACAGGAGAUCGGGCUCGCCUCUCUGGGUGCCCCUGACGAGUACAUCGAGAAGUUGGCUACGUGUUUCUGGUUCACUGUCGAGUUCGGAUUAUGUCGGGAAAAGGACGGAUUGAAGGCCUACGGCGCGGGGCUCCUGUCAUCAUUCGGUGAGCUCCGGCACGCCCUCAGCGAUAAACCGGAAUACAGGGCGUUCGAGCCGCCCAAAACGGCCGUUCAAAAGUAUCCCAUCACGGAAUACCAGCCCGUUUACUACGUGGCUGAGAGUUUCGAGGACGCCAAAGAAAGAAUGAUAAAAUAUGCUUUGACCAUUCCAAAAUCGUUUGGGGUGCGAUACAACGCCUACACGCAGAGCAUAGAGGUACUGGACUCGAAGCCCCAGAUCGAGAGGUUGGUCAGCACCAUCGGUUCCGAGAUGACGAUACUGAUAAAUUCCUUGAAGAAGCUUUGACGCCAUGUGG
Molecule: messenger RNA, 1521 nt
Organism: Cylas formicarius (sweet potato weevil)
Lineage: Eukaryota; Metazoa; Arthropoda; Insecta; Coleoptera; Brentidae
Product: protein henna
Exons: 7
Coding region: 180-1511 (443 amino acids)
Biological process (GO): L-tyrosine biosynthetic process; L-phenylalanine catabolic process
Molecular function (GO): phenylalanine 4-monooxygenase activity; iron ion binding
Source: RefSeq, a predicted model, not a curated record